Messenger RNA from Cannabis sativa, 1087 nucleotides. Its product is annotated as floral homeotic protein PMADS 2. Gene Ontology annotation, molecular function: protein dimerization activity; RNA polymerase II cis-regulatory region sequence-specific DNA binding; DNA-binding transcription factor activity, RNA polymerase II-specific. Gene Ontology annotation, cellular component: nucleus. The transcript has 7 exons. Gene Ontology annotation, biological process: positive regulation of transcription by RNA polymerase II. NCBI's taxonomy places the organism in Eukaryota, Viridiplantae, Streptophyta, Magnoliopsida, Rosales, Cannabaceae. The record is from RefSeq and is a predicted model, not a curated record. Bases 206 to 847 code for a protein of 213 amino acids.
ACACUUCUUUUCUGUGCACUAAGAAAGUAAAUGAGCCUCUAACCCUUCUAGGAAAACCCUUAUCUUCCCUUAUUUCUCUUUAAAUUAUUAUUCAUCUUCCUCUCUCUCUUUCUAUAUAUUCUACCCUAGAAGAGAGAAGAAGAAGAAGAAGAUUGUUGUUGAUAUAUAUCAAAUAAUAAUAAUAAUAAUAAUAAUAAUAAUAAAUAUGGGAAGGGGUAAGAUUGAGAUUAAGAAAAUAGAGAAUACAAGUAAUAGAGCAGUGACUUAUGCUAAGAGAAAAGCUGGAAUUUUCAAGAAGGCUAAGGAGAUUGCUAUUCUUUGUGAUGUUAAAGUCUCACUCAUCAUCGUUUCUGGAUCUGGCAAAAUGGAUGCCAUGUGUAGUCCUGAUAAUUCGUUGAGUACCAUAUGUGAGGAAUAUCACAAACACUCCAAAGAGAAGUUAUGGCCUGCUAAGCAUGAGAACCUGCACAAUGAAAUUGAAAUGGUCAAAAAAGAAAAUGAGAACAUGGUGAUAGAGCUGAGGCACCUGAAUGGACAGGAUAUCAAUCUGAACCACUAUGAACUGAUACCUAUUGAGGAGGCACUUGAGAAUGGUCUUAUAAGUGUUCGUGCCAGAAAGUCGGAGUUAGUUAACAUUCUUAGGCAAAAUCUGGAAGCUAAAGAGGAAGAGCAUAAGCGCCUCAUUUGCGAGCUGCACCAAAAGAUGGAAGUAGUAGGGGAUCAUGGGUAUCAUAAUCAUCAUCAUCAUCAUGAUCAGAGGCUGAAUUUGAGGGACUACAAUAAUGCCCAUAUGCCUUUAGCCUUCCGUGUCCAGCCUAUGCAGCCAAAUCUCCAAGAGAGAAUUUAGUAUUAUUUAUAUAUAUAUAUAUGAUCAUCAUUAUAUAUAAGAGAUCUCACUAUAAUUAAAGUGAUUAUUAUUACAAGCUUGUUUUAUCAGUUAAAGUCUGUAUUGCUAAUUAAGGACUAAUUAAAAGACUUCUUAUAUAUAUGUUGUGGGAGAGAUAUAUAGUCAAUGUGUGUGGACGGUAAUUGCCUUAUCCCCUUUUGUGGUUAUCAAUUAAUAUAUAAAUGAUAUAUUGCAAUAUUA